Molecule: messenger RNA, 1431 nt
Organism: Copidosoma floridanum
Lineage: Eukaryota; Metazoa; Arthropoda; Insecta; Hymenoptera; Encyrtidae
Biological process (GO): regulation of transcription by RNA polymerase II
Molecular function (GO): DNA-binding transcription factor activity, RNA polymerase II-specific; RNA polymerase II cis-regulatory region sequence-specific DNA binding
Source: RefSeq, a predicted model, not a curated record
AUGUCAGCAGAAAAUGCACAAUCAUUGGACAAAACUGUUUAUAUGCACGAAGAGUAUGCACUUUUACAAGAUUUAGAAGAAUAUAACCAAGAUAUUUUAGGCGAACUGUCAGUAUUAGUUAAUGAUAAUAAUUUAGAUAGUACGGAGGUACAGAAGUUGGUACUUGGCGAUCAAUUACUUAGCACAUUAACUUCCAUAACUUUGUCGGACGGAACACAAGCUUUUAUUGCACAAACUCCAAAUUUAAACGAUUGUGUAAGCGAGGACGCCGAGUUGAGAAUAGAAAAUGGUACAAUACUUUUACAAGAAAUAGAAGGUGUCGGCCAAGAAGCGCUGCAAAUUCAAUUAGAUCCCGUGAAUGUGAAAUUCAUCAACAAUGAUAACAACGAGUCCGAGGACGUGCAAAGUGAUUGCAACCAGUUUCAAAUUAUAGAUGGUAUGUUGUGUUUCGUUACCCCUGCAGAUUUACAAGAAGUACAAGUCGAUAAGCCAAUAAACGAUGCAAACAAUCAAAGAGAUGAUAACAAAUUAAAAAAUAAUCACGAAUGUCCUAAGGAUGAUUGCACGAAAGCAUACAGCACUUUACACCAUUUGAAAGUUCACGAACGGACCCACGCUGAACAACGUUCAUUCCCGUGCAAUUAUCCAACGUGUAAAAAAAGUUUUUCUACAGGUUAUAGUCUUAAAGCCCAUUUGCGUAUUCACACUGGCGAGAAGCCGUACAAAUGCACAAGUGAGGAUUGUGAUAAGCGUUUCAAAACUUCGGGAGAUCUCUUAAAACACAUAAGAACUCAUACAGGAGAAAGACCUUUUGUCUGUCCCUACGAAGGCUGUGGUAGAUCAUUUACGACAAGUAAUAUUAGAAAGGUUCACAUAAGAACGCACACGGGAGAAAGACCUUUCAAGUGUCCACAGCCGGAAUGUGGCAAAGCCUUUGCCAGUUCUACGAAUUACAAGAACCACGUACGUAUUCACUCGGGUGAAAAACCGUACGUUUGUACGAACAAAAACUGUGGAAAGCGAUUUACAGAGUACUCUAGUCUUUAUAAGCACAAUAUAGUUCACGCCCCAGAGAAGCCUUACACGUGCGAAAUUUGCCGGAGACGUUACCGACAACACAGUACGCUUGCGUUGCAUUUAAAAACGGCGCAUGCCAUGCUCGAUAGUGACCCUGACGGCGUAUUGGAUGUAUUAUUAGAAAAUUCAGCUGAACUGAUUGAUCAGCCCACGGAGCUGGACUUUAUUGAAAGUGAGCAAACAAACGUACCUCCAGAGGGGAAUUCUCCAAUUUCGCUUAUGGAUGAUCCCAGUCAAAUAGUUACCCUUCAGGCAAGCAAAACUGUGAAUGAGAAACACGAUGUCAUCGAACUUGCAUUGAAAGAUUUAAACAUCAAUAUGCUGUUCAAUUUAGAUGAAAUCAAUAGAAAUUAA